Colletotrichum spaethianum is the source of this 1731-nucleotide messenger RNA. Its product is annotated as amino-acid permease inda1. NCBI's taxonomy places the organism in Eukaryota, Fungi, Ascomycota, Sordariomycetes, Glomerellales, Glomerellaceae. The record is from RefSeq and is a predicted model, not a curated record. Gene Ontology annotation, molecular function: amino acid transmembrane transporter activity. The transcript has 4 exons. Gene Ontology annotation, biological process: amino acid transmembrane transport. Bases 1 to 1731 code for a protein of 576 amino acids. Gene Ontology annotation, cellular component: membrane.
AUGGCUGCUCAAGAAGGGGCUAUCCCCACCAAGGUUGAGGCCGACGAGAAGGCCAUCAGCGGCCCUCCUGGCUACGAUUCUGGCAGUGGCGAGCCCGUUCGUGGCGCCAUUAGCGAGGAGUCCUGGGCGACUCGCGCCGGCUUGAACCUGACUUCGUUCAAGAAGCGCGAAUAUGGCCUUGGUAUCGUCGAGCUCGACCGUUCCAUGAGCACUCGCCAUCUUCACAUGAUUGCCAUCGGUGGCUCCAUCGGUGCUGGUUUCUUCGUCGGUUCCGGUGGUGCUCUGAGCAAGGGUGGUCCCGGUUCCCUCUUCAUCGACUUCCUUCUCGUGGGUAUCAUGAUGUUCAACGUCGUGUACGCCCUCGGUGAACUCGCUUGCAUGUAUCCCGUCUCUGGUGGUUUCUACACCUAUUCCACUCGCUUCAUCGAUCCUUCCUGGGGUUUCGCCAUGGGCUGGAACUAUGUCUUCCAAUGGGCUAUUGUGCUUCCGCUCGAGUUGACAGUCUGCGGUCUUGUUGUCCAAUAUUGGAACAAGGAAAUCAGUGUCGCCGCUUGGAUCUCCAUCUUCCUCUUCGCCAUCCUCGUCAUCAACAUUUUCGGUUCCAUUGGGUACGCCGAGGAGGAGUUCUGGUCGUCUUGCAUCAAGCUUGGGGCUACGGUCGUCUUCAUGAUCAUCGCCCUUGUCCUUGUGCUCGGCGGUGGACCGGAGAGCGGCAGAUACAGCGAGUACUCGGGCGCCAAGCUGUGGUAUGACCCCGGCGCCUUCCGCAACGGCUUCAAGGGCUUCUGCUCCGUCUUCGUCACGGCGGCCUUUUCCUUCUCCGGUACCGAGCUGGUCGGUUUGGCCGCAGCUGAGGCCAAGAACCCCGUCAAGUCGCUCCCCGGCGCCAUCAAGCAGGUGUUCUGGCGUAUUUCGCUGUUCUACAUCCUGGGUCUCUUCUUUGUCGGUCUGCUGAUCCCGUCCGACGACCCUUCUUUGCUCUCCGAGUCCUCGUACUCUGACACCAAGGCCUCCCCCUUCGUGCUUGUUGGCAAGUACGCCGGUCUCAAGGGUUUCGACCACUUCAUGAACGUUGUCAUCCUCGUGUCCGUCCUGUCGAUUGGUGUGUCGGGUGUGUAUGGUGGAUCGCGUACCCUUACUGCCUUGGCCCAGCAAGGAUAUGCCCCCAAGAUCUUCACUUACAUCGACCGCUCCGGACGUCCCCUGGCGUCCGUCGCAGCCAUUCUCAUCUUCGGACCGUUGGCGUAUGUCAACCUCAGCGCUAGCGGACCUGUUGUGUUCGAUUGGUUGCAGGCUCUUUCGGGUUUGGCGGCUGUCUUCACAUGGGGAUCUAUCUGCCUGGCGCACAUCCGCUUCCGCAAGGCCUGGGCGUACCACGGCCACACUACCGACGAGAUUCCUUUCAAGGCGAUCGGCGGCACUGUCGGCUCCUGGAUUGGCCUCUUCUUGUGCUUCGUCGUCCUUGUUGCUCAGUUCUACACUGCGAUUGCCCCUCCCGGCACGGAUAAGCUGAACGGCGCUGAAGGCUUCUUCAAGUCGUACCUUGCUCUCCCUGUUGUCAUGCUUUUCUGGCUUGGUGGCUUCCUCUGGAAGCGCACCGGCUGGCUUCGCACGGCGCAAAUGGACGUCGACACUGGCCGACGUGAGCUUGACUGGGACGAGAUCCACGCAUACCGCGCGCGUCUUGCGGCGAUGCCCAAGUGGAGGCGUUACAUCAACUACAUUUGGUAA